GUAGACAGGUUCUCAAAGCAGACUGAGUUUUUAGCUGUUAUUUCUCCUAUUUACGCCAAUUUUGUUGGUCGAAAUCAUGCAGACGUGGAGUCUCGUAUCAAUUUGCGUGUUGCUUGGCGUUGUUGUGAGAUGGGGCGUUUCGUUAAAUUCAUAUUCAGGGGCGGGGAAACCUCCCAUGUUUGGCGACUAUGAAGCUCAAAGACACUGGCAAGAAGUGACAUACAACCUCCCUGUCCAGGAAUGGUACUUAAACACCACCGAGAAUGACUUGAACUACUGGGGUCUUGACUACCCUCCUCUGACUGCCUACCACAGCCUGAUCUGUGCCUUUGUCGCAAAGAUGAUAAACCCUGAAUGGAUAGAGCUCCACAGAUCCAGAGGUUAUGAAAGCCCAGCCCACAAGUUAUUCAUGAGAGCUACAGUCCUGGUGGCAGAUUUGUUGAUAUACAUCCCUGCAGUGGUUUUAUACUGUUUAUACCUCACUGAUGGAUCCUCUAAAAGAAAGGUAUCCUCUGUGCUCACCUUCCUUUUAUACCCAGGCUUAAUUCUCAUCGACUAUGGGCAUUUCCAGUACAACGCAGUGAGUCUGGGCUUUGCCCUGUGGGGCGUUCUGGCUCUGGGUCUGGGCUGGGAUGUGCUGGGCUCUGUGGCCUUUUGCCUGGCUCUCAACUACAAACAAAUGGAGCUGUACCAUGCGCUGCCCUUCUUCUGCUACCUGCUGGGGAAAAGUGUCAAACUAGGCCUGAUGGGGAGAGGGCUUUUCCUGUUGGCGAGAAUUGCCUCAACAGUGUUGGUGACUUUUGCCCUCUGCUGGCUGCCCUUCCUGUCUGACCCUGGUCAGGCCAUGCAGGUGGUCAGGAGGAUUUUUCCCGUGGCUCGUGGUCUCUUUGAGGAUAAGGUGGCCAACACAUGGUGCAGCUUGAACAUCCUGAUAAAGAUCAGAUCCGUUCUGUCCAGUGAUUCCCAGAUCUACCUCAGUUUAGCCUGCACGCUCCUGGCAGUCCUACCUUCCUGUUUGAGAGUUCUGAUGAAGCCCACAUUCUGGCAGUUUAAAGUGGCCUUGGCCAAUUCAUCCCUGGCUUUUUUCCUCUUCUCUUAUCAAGUCCACGAGAAGUCCAUCCUCCUGGCUGCCUUGCCUGUCUGCCUCCUGCUGAAUGAGCUCCCCCUGAUCAGUAUUUGGUUCCUGCAGGUCUCUACAUUUAGCAUGCUGCCUCUGUUUCUGAAGGAUGGUCUGCUGGUGCCCUAUGUUGUGACCUCGCUGGCCUUCCUCUUCUUCAGCAUUUAUCUAAUGUCUGCACUGGAGCACUGUUCAGAGGAAGAUCUGAGACUGGGAGCCUACCAUAAGCUGCUAUUCUUCCUUCCAAAACUGGACAUGGCCUGGAUUGUACGAUGGAAGUUCUACAUCAGCAUCGCUGCCAUGGCUGCUUUGAGCGUUGUGACUGUUGCUCUGGUUCCUCCACCACAUCUACCUGACUUGUUUCCUGUGUUGGUGUCCACUACUGCUUUUGUGCAUUUCUUGGGAACAUUUCUAUACUUCAACAUCGUCCAGUUCAGUGAGCCGCCCAGCAGAAAGAGCCAGAAGAAGAACAACUGAAUGGUGCCAAAGGACGUGAUGGGCACGGGAAAAGAUCUUUUUUUAGCUAAUUUUGCUUCAGGGAAGCCAGAGUUAUACCGUGGGACAUGUUUACAUUCUAGAUGGUUUUCACUCGUGCCAUCAAGCCCCCAGUGCAGAUAUCACAAAUCUAGAGCUGUAAUCAUAAGUCCAUCAAAAAAAAAAAUAUUUGCAGCUAUUUUCAAAAUACAGCAAAUGAUUAUUGAAGUCGAUUUUCAAGUUAAAAACGGCAAACAUUUGAUGGAUCCAGCUUCUCCAAUGUGAGAAUUUUCAGCAUUUCUCCUUGUAUUGUAGUAUAGAAUAUCUUUGCUCAGACAAUACGUGAUUUAAUGACAUCAGAAAUUUUGAACGUUUUUGAACUGUUAUAGACCAAACAAUUAAUGGAGAAGAUAACUUGCAGAUUUGUGUUAAGGAAAAUUAUCAUUAGUUGCAGUCCUACACAAAUGCUUAUUGAAGGGAUAUUGUGGGCUGAAAAAUCAUUGUACUACAAAAAGGUAACUGGGAGGAGCUGUGAAAUCAAAAGAAAAUUAAAGGAUAGUGACAUUUCUCCAGUUUGGACCGAAUAAUUUCACAAACUCAGUCCAAUUUGUUACCAAAAUGUAAUUUGUGUUAUCAAGCCUAUUUUCUUGAUUUUUUUUUUCUUUGCUUGGACCAAUGAUACCUAAUUUUUCCAACUAUACUAUUGCUGGCCAAUCACAGAAACGCAAGCAGGCCUUAGGUACCUCUGUGUCUGUAUGCUCAAGCUACAGCGAGUGGCCACAAUAAUAGGAACACCUGUUGUAAAGUCCAGUUAUUGUUAAGACCAUGGGGAGAGGUGCUGAUUAAUUUUGUGGUUAUUUUUUAAACUGUAGUAUGUGGUGGUGCUAGACUUAAUGUUAGGUGUUCCUGUUAUUGUGUCCAACCUCUGUACCUCCUUGGUAUUGUGAUUAAAAGACGUACCUGAUGGGACUGGACUCAGGUCAGCAGUAACAGUUGAUUAUUAUUCAUGUGGACUUUUUUUUUUACGGUUUUC
Plectropomus leopardus (leopard coralgrouper) is the source of this 2624-nucleotide messenger RNA. It is a transcript of the gene alg6, whose product is annotated as ALG6 alpha-1,3-glucosyltransferase. Gene Ontology annotation, cellular component: endoplasmic reticulum membrane. Gene Ontology annotation, molecular function: dolichyl pyrophosphate Man9GlcNAc2 alpha-1,3-glucosyltransferase activity. NCBI's taxonomy places the organism in Eukaryota, Metazoa, Chordata, Actinopteri, Perciformes, Serranidae. Gene Ontology annotation, biological process: protein N-linked glycosylation; dolichol-linked oligosaccharide biosynthetic process. The record is from RefSeq and is a predicted model, not a curated record.